CGCUCGCGCUGCGUUCAGAGGUCUCGUGCGAGUUCAAAUGAAUGACGGUUUGUUUGUUUGUAUUCUUAAACCAAACUACGCAGUUAAUUUGACUUUGAGCUAGCAGCGGGUAAUGACAACAUACGAAGAAACGACUCCCCGGUGGAGAACAACAAUUAUACUCAGUACAUCACUCCAGCAGAACCACGACACAAACAGGAUGCUCAGCAUGCAGCAGCACCGGAUCAGGUUGUCAGACAGCGUCGAGUCUGGAGCCUUUAUUUUCCCUCUGUCAGGCGUUGCAUUUCUGUUGGUCGACCCUCAAGACCUCCCAGAGCGUUUUGAGGAAUCUGGACUCACUGAGAGAAUCAAGACGUUUGUAGAAGUGCACCGGAACAGUUUCCUGCUUUUCUAUGCCCCCUUUAACGGGGAAAGGGAACUGGAAAUCUUGUCUGUGAUUCAGCACAGAUUCUUUGGCAGUAAUCUCAGGAUCCUGCCUGUGCGAAACAAUGUUGACAUUGUGAGAGGCAUGUUGACAAUUGCCAAGGCCACCAGCAAGCCCUACGUAGACAGUAUCCUCAACCGGAUGGCUCUGGCUCGGGCUCAGAUCGUUGAAAGCAGUCCUGUGUGGGAGAUGCUAAAAGAUCUUAUCUCUUCCCACACAUCUGUCUGAAGGUAGGAGGAGAAGACGAUCAGUUUUCUGCAUUAACAGGCUGGCUGGCAGAACAGCAGUGACAGUGCUGAAUUAGACUGACUUACAUGGCUUCUCAGUUCUUUGUCUCUGAUCAUGAGAAAGCGGAGAAGAUUCAGACUCUCCAUUAUCCUAGAGAAACAGAGACAGGGCAUUGAUUAAUGGCUCAGUCUGGAUGAAGUAUCCUAGUUCACACAGGAAAGUCACGUUUCAGGAAGGUUUAGAUGGCUCUGAAAAAACACAGGGGUCUUUACUCUCAAUUAGAUCUGAAGUUGAUUUUAAAUAGAUUCAAUUUUUUGUUAAUUUUAUGAAAUGCAGUAUUUGUUUUAGUUUUCCCAUAUAUGUUACAUAGGCCAAAACAUAAACAGAUACAUAUGUAGAGCUUGCAUCUCUUGUAUAUAUGUGGUCUGACCAAA
Molecule: messenger RNA, 1086 nt
Organism: Larimichthys crocea (large yellow croaker)
Lineage: Eukaryota; Metazoa; Chordata; Actinopteri; Sciaenidae
Gene: cxviih1orf146
Product: chromosome XVII C1orf146 homolog
Exons: 6
Coding region: 113-652 (179 amino acids)
Biological process (GO): synaptonemal complex assembly; reciprocal meiotic recombination
Cellular component (GO): chromosome
Source: RefSeq, a predicted model, not a curated record